AAUUUUUUCACGCAGUUUCUUCCUUACAAAUUAGUUGCUGGGCGCUGCUGUAUGCCUGUGAACCUUUUCUGUUGUUGAAAGGGAGGUGGGCUGCUUCUGUCGGUUUUUCUUGAGGAUCGCUUUUCGUUUCGUAUUUUAGUCCCUAAAGUGGUAGACAAAGAGUGACAUUUUGUAUGCUUACAACGUAGAUUUACCUACUACAUAUUACAUAUGUACAUAUUCAUGUACAUUGUGCAGAGUAUCCGAGAACUAAUUUCAACUCAUCCAUCCUUUUUUUAUUUCAGGUUUACGAGAGGCAUCUACAAUGUCUGUUUUGUCAUUCUGCUACUACUCGUUGCUGCUUCGAAUGUCUUGGCACGUCCGCAGCGGUAUGCACAUAUUGCUGUUAUCGAAAAUGACGCAUACGAAGAGUCCUUGCCCAAUGCGCUGAGAAAUCCUUUCUACAAGACGCCACGCGUACGUGAAGUGCUAGCCAAGUCAAGUUGGUUCGGACCAGGCGAGGAACCGGUCUACGAACGGCAGGCGGAGAAAAUACCACGCGCUGAGAUCUACAAUGUGCUCGCGCAUGCUGGAUUCAUUAGUCGAAGAGGAAAAUUAAUUUGAUUUGCAGAAGAAAUACAUAGAUGUUUUUAA
This is a messenger RNA of Rhagoletis zephyria (snowberry fruit fly), 633 nucleotides long. RefSeq lists its product as uncharacterized. The record is from RefSeq and is a predicted model, not a curated record. Lineage: Eukaryota; Metazoa; Arthropoda; Insecta; Diptera; Tephritidae.